This is a messenger RNA of Penicillium brasilianum, 651 nucleotides long. The record is from the annotation of a GenBank genome assembly. Lineage: Eukaryota; Fungi; Ascomycota; Eurotiomycetes; Eurotiales; Aspergillaceae.
AUGGACCCGACAAGGAAGAAAAAGGUGGUUGUCAUAGGGGCUGGAAUCGGAGGCAUCGCAACAGCAGCAAGGCUAGCACAAUGCGGAGUGGAAGUUUCCGUAUAUGAAAAGAAUGACUUUGAAACUUACCAACAUCUGGGAACAUCGAUGCCUUCAGAAGGUAUUGACCUUCUCAAAUGCGAUCCCAAUUGCAAUUUCUGGUUCGAUGAUGGAGAACUUUUCACAACUUCCACCGAUCUUGCUCGAAUGAAGCGCCAACUAGAGAAACUUGAUCAUCAACACGGAUUUGGUGGUUUCCUUGCUUUCCUCCAGGAAUCUCAUCAACAUUAUCAACAGAGUGUGAUCCAUGUGCUGAACAAGGACUUCACUGGCUUCCUGUCACUCUUGAGGCCUGCUUUCUUGCGGUACCUAUUUCGACUACACCCUUUUCAUACAGUGUGGCAGAGAGCCUCUCAUUUCUUCCCAUCUCACAAACUUCGCCAAGUGUUUAGCCUCGCCAGUAUGUAUCUGGGCAUGUCACCAUUUGAAAUACCAGAUUGCGGAAUCGUUGGCCAAUAUAGGCAAACGUCUAGGUGUCAGCUAUCAUCUCUCGAACCCAGUGAAGAGUAUUACAAUUUCUCCCAACAAGCAGGCUCUGGGUGUCUUAUUUGA